This is a messenger RNA of Lagopus muta (rock ptarmigan), 2637 nucleotides long. RefSeq names its product leucine-zipper-like transcriptional regulator 1 homolog. Bases 292 to 1665 code for a protein of 457 amino acids. The transcript has 9 exons. Gene Ontology annotation, cellular component: cytoplasm. Gene Ontology annotation, molecular function: chromatin binding; protein binding. The record is from RefSeq and is a predicted model, not a curated record. Lineage: Eukaryota; Metazoa; Chordata; Aves; Galliformes; Phasianidae.
GCCCGUCGGGCCGAAUCCCCCGCACCGCGCCGCAGCCGCGCAGGCUCGGGCCGGGCCGCGCCUCCCGCCCUGCCUGCGGCCGCGGCUCCGGAGAUGACGCGGUGAGGGGCGGUGCCCAGAGGGGAUGCGGGAACGGGCCCGGCGGCGAGGGCAGCGAUGCUCAGCAAACACCUCAGUGCACACGGCCAUCACCCAGAAGACCGAGGAGGGUCUAACCCCUGCCUGUGAUGCUGUGGACCCUCCCCUGGCACUCUGUGCAGUUGAUACUUGGAUAGGAUCCUACUUGUCAGCAUGAAAGGAAAAGCUGCACACUGCGACUGGAAAUGUGCAGCCCAGAGGAAGGCCUCUCCCUGCGAUCGAUACAAACACGCCUGUGCUGUCUGCAGAGGAUUUGUUUACCUCUAUGGAGGGCGGAACACCAGCAGUCUCAGAGAUUUUUGGCGGUACAAUAUAGCGAGGAAUGAAUGGGAGCUGCUGGACUGCUCAGGAGAUGGACCAGAAGAACUGGAAGAACAUUCAAUGGUGGCUUAUAAGGGCACCCUGUACAUUUUUGGUGGAAUGGUGGAUUCUGCUUUCACACAAGCAAAAACCCCUCUCUGGAUGUAUGACACAGACUCUGCGAGAUGGACAGAGGGCCGCGACGUACCAGCAGAGAUGGAGAGUUUGGCACCUACUAACAGAAAAGGCCACAGUGCAGUAGUGUACCGUGCCAGCAUGUACAUCUAUGGGGGAUAUGUUGGCAUCAGAGGCAUUUCACAGGAAUUUUGGACGUUCCAUUUUGAUACAAGGCAAUGGCUGUAUGUUUCCACCCUAUCUCACAACGCUGGCCCAGGACCUCGGCACGGUCAUUCAGCAGUAGUUUAUCGUACAGCCAUGUACCUCUAUGGAGGGCUGGUGGGGCUGAGUGAACAGAAAGAUUUAUGGAAGUGGGACUUUGGAAACAGCAGCUGGUAUAACAUCAGAACAAGCCAAGGACCUCCUCCAGCAGUAGGUCAUGCUUCAGUAGUCUUCGAAGACUCAAUGCUGGUGUUUGGUGGAGGGAUUUCCAACUCCAGUCCUAAUGAAGACCUCUGGAAGUACCAUUUCCACACACAGACAUGGAAGAAGCUAAGUGGCAUUACAAAGGCAAACUUUUCUCCUAAAACAUAUCACUGCAUGCUAGGAAUUGGCGUUGGCUUUCAAACUACCUCAGAUUUCACUAAUACAUUCUCCAGACACUGGAAGAGUAAGAAGGAGCACCACCAGCUGGUGACCAUCCCAAAGCACUCCUACUUCUGCAGCUACUUUCGCCAGCAGCCUGCGUACCGAGCGUUCAGCAACGAGGACAGUGGUGCCAUUGAAAUGAAAACCUUUAGCUUCCCUCUGGAGCCAGUGGGCUUUUGUGCAUUUCAAACCUCUUCAGAGGUGGAAGCAGACCCAAAGAGAGCAACAAGCAUUUUGACAAGGGGUGGGUCUGCCCCUCUGUUUCUCUCUUCUGAAAAAGAGACUUUUGCUGCCGCUGCACUUGUGGAACAAGAGGAGGGAACCAACUGUCAGCAUGCAGCUGCAGGAGAUGAAGUUAGCAGCGAUGCCAAUGUGCUGCUGCUCAUUGGAGGCAAACCUUUGUCCAGCUUUUCUGAAAUCUCAAUGUGGCAAACGGAGUUUGAUAGCUUGUCAUCUGUUUGAAUGCAAAGCAAAAGAACAAAUCCCCUCCAAUGUGCUUAGGGGGCAACAAACCAACCAAACAGUGUUUCCAGUUUUCUGUCAGCUCACUGGGAAAAGAACAAAACCUUCUCACACAUGCUAUGCAGAGAUUUUUUUUACAAUGUGAACAAAAACCUCUCUAUACACGUAAGCCACAACUGACAUAAAAAUUACAGUUCCCAGGAGGAGCUUGUUGGAACUUAGCUGCCAUUGUUACUUUUCCCUUCUGAUCACCUAACAUCCUGAAGUCACUGUGGCUGAUGCUGCAUUAAAAAUCAGAUCUGCUGUAACCCCUACUUGCUCCAUAACUGCCAUUUGAAAUGUUUGCUCAUCUUGUGGUGUGCCAAGUAAAAGAUACACACCUCUAAAACUGCAGUGUAAUCCAGUUUGGGCACGUUACUCGCACGUGUGGCUAUGAGGGAUCUGAUGAAUCCUAAUGGCUUUUUCUUCAGAGAACCCUCUUUGCACAGUGUGUCCGCAACAGCAGAUAGCAUAUUGCACUGAGCCUGUGAGCCUUUGCAUGGUUUAUUUUCUUUGUUUAAAACUUCAUGAGCAUUCAGAUUCACCAAGAAAGGUGUUUUUUGGAGAGAGAACAUCGUCCAGCAUUUCAGGUAUUUCUGUGUAAGUUACUGAGGUAUUUGCCUUCAAGUUAUUGGCCUUCUGGUUGAAUUCAGCAUCCUCUAGGAAGAAAUUAUGAUGUUUGAAAGAAAUAUUUAAUAUUUCCAGGUUUUUUUUAAAGUAGUUCUCAAGAGUUUCAUAGGAAUUAUGAAUUUUAAGUGGAAGUAUUUACAGAUACUUUCUUCAUCUUUUCACAAGUUGCUGUCCCAUGAAAUCGGUACAAAAAUUACAGAUGGGUUUGCAAAAAGUUAUUUAAGGAUUACUUGGACCUUCAGUGACCUUUGGAAACUGAAUUGUAUGCUGCCAUAUAAGUAAAGCAUGCUGCACUUCCCAUCA